This is a messenger RNA of Oncorhynchus kisutch (coho salmon), 6295 nucleotides long. RefSeq names its product synaptogyrin-3. Gene Ontology annotation, cellular component: neuromuscular junction; synaptic vesicle membrane. The coding region runs from base 477 to 1172 and encodes 231 amino acids. Lineage: Eukaryota; Metazoa; Chordata; Actinopteri; Salmoniformes; Salmonidae. The transcript is spliced from 4 exons. The record is from RefSeq and is a predicted model, not a curated record.
GUCUAGACCUCCUACCUCCUCAACAGAUGUGUAGUCUAGACCUCCUAUAGCUCCUCAGAUGUUUAGUCGAGACCUCCUACCUCCUAUAACUCCUCAGAUGUUUAGUCGAGACCUCCUACCUCCUAAACAGAUGUUUAGUCGAGACCUCCUACCUCCUAUAACUCCUCAAUAGAUGUGUAGUCUAGACCUCCUAUAGCUCCUCAACAGAUGUGGUCUAGACCUCCUUCGUCCUAUAGCUCCUCAACAGAUGAGUAGUCUAGACCUCCUACCUCCUCAACAGUAGAUGCUACUGCUGUUUUCAUGCCACAGCAGCCCUGUGCGUGUUCCCGCUCCGUCGAGCACGCCCCCGCCCAGUAGGAGCGUGCACAUCGUGUGCGCGCAGGACCCUUCCCUAGACUACAAGACAGUACCAAACCCAGCCUGGAGCCUGACGCAAGGGAGCGCACCCAGAGAACAGAGAGAGAGAGAGAGAGAAGAUGGACGGAGUGGGAUCGUUCGGAGCGGGCCUGGCGGGUGCUGCCUUCGACCCGGUUUCCUUCAUCAAGCAGCCGACCACCAUCCUCAGGGUCUUGUCCUGGGUAUUCUCCCUGGUGGUGUUUGCCUCUAUAGUGAACGAGGGCUAUGUGAACCUGGGUAGUGAACGUCUCCACUGUGUGUUCAAUAAGAACCCUGAUGCGUGUAACUACGGAGUGUUCUGUGGUCUGGUGGGCUUGUUGCUGUGCUCCUUCUUCUUCCUGUUGGAUGUGAAGUUUCAACAGAUCAGCUCUAUUAAGGACAGGAAGAAGGCUGUGAUGCUGGAGGUCGGGGUUUCAGGUUUCUGGACGUUCCUGUGGUUUGUGAGUUUCUGUUUCCUGGCCAAUCAGUGGUCUAGGACCGCACCUGAGGACCUGCCACUCAAUCAGGGGGCUGACGCAGCCAGGGCAUCUAUCGCCUUCUCAUUCUUCUCCAUCCUCACCUGGGCUGGUCUGACGGUGCGUGCAGUCCAGAAAUAUCUCCUGGGAACAGACAUGACCCUCUUCACCACCGACCAUCUGGACGGAGUCGCCCCUGUAACACCAUACCCCCCCACCACCACCGGGGGCACCAUCGAGCCCAGCGACAACUACCAGAGCCCCCCGUUCACAGAGGGGCUGGAAGCUCCUGCCCCCACAUACCAGGUCCCCAUAUACUAGUCCCUCCCUGUCCCCAUCUCCCUGUCCCCACAUACCAGGUCCCCAUAUACUAGUCCCCUCCCUGUCCCCAUAUACUAGUCCCUCCCUAGUCCCCACCUCCCUGUCCCCGUAGUCCCCACAUACCAGGUCCUAUCCACUAGAGAACAUAGUGCUGGAAGCGCUGAAGGGGACCUAGUUACAUGUACAGUCCCUCCAUGGUAAUGUUUUUAAGGGGAUGUUAUGUUCUUGGGUUCGGUGUUAUCUGCAUGUUCUGUAAGACUGACUAAGUGCCAAACUGUCUUGUGUGUCUGACAGUGACUGUAGAUAGUAACUUUCACCACUAUGAUGUUAACGUGACCAAGUGCAAUAUCUCCCUCCACCCAGUAGCCACUCUGCCGACCAGUCAUACACUAUUCCCUAUGUAGUGCAUUAAUGAUGGCCAGCUGAGCCUUUACCACCAGUGCACUUUGUAAGGUAAUAGUGGUUUCAGAUGCGCCCUAAACUAAUGUGUGCAAACAUCACAGAAGAUUCUGGCUGGUUUAUGUUUACAUUCUAGAAGUGGUUUGUUUACAUUCUAGAAGUGGUUUGAUUACAUUUAGAAGCUAUUUAUUUAUGUUCUAGAAGCUGUUUGUUUACAUUCUAGAAGCUGUUUGUUUACAUUCUAGAAGCUGUUUGUUUAUGUUCUAGAAGCUGUUUGUUUACGUUCUAGAAUCUUUUUAUGUUUACGUUCUAGAAGCUGUUUGUUUACAUUCUAGAAUCUUUUUAUGUUUACGUUCUAGAAGCUGUUUGUUUACGUUCUAGAAGCUGUUUGUUUACGUUCUAGAAUCUUUUUAUGUUUACGUUCUAGAAGCUGUUUGUUUACGUUCUAGAAGCUGUUUUUACGUUCUAGAAUCUUUUGGUUUCUUUUCUAGAAGCUAUUUGUCAUUCUGGAAGCUGCCAAACUGCCCUGCUAGUUGUCUUCCUUCACAGAGCAUCAGUCAGUCAGCUACCCAGAGAUAAACUAGACAUACCAUGAUGGCUCUUUAUUACUGUAUAUACCCUGGGUCUGGGUCUCUCUAAAUCUGCUCUGUGGAAUAUAACCGUGCCCAUUGUUACCAUGGUGACAACACACCCACACACACUCACUAGUGAACCUCACUGCCCAGUGUGUGUGUGUCUGGUGUGUGUCUGGUAUUUGUUGUUUCAGGUCUGAAGAAAAAGAAAGACAAGUAAAGUGUUCUUCUGUUGGUGGUGUUCCGGAACAGAGGUGUUCCGGAACAGUCUGUCUCACCAUCUUGUACAGUGUCUCUAGGUGAAGCCUAGACAUUACAUGUCACUGUCUGUAUUGACAGUCAUAUUACAUAUUAUAUUACAAUUCAAGAGGUUUUGUGUUUGUUGAUAUAACAGUCAACAGAUGAAUAUAAUGCUGAAUAUAACUGACCUCCAGAAAGCCUUGUCUGUGGUGCCAUCUGCUCCUUGUAUCACUAGCGGUGUAACAGCGCCCUCUAGCUGCCGAGGGACUCGAGCUUUUAAAGGCCCAAUGCUGCAGCUCUCUUUUUAUCUGAAUAUCAAAUCAUUUCUAACGAAUUAGUACAUUUCUGUUAUUCCUUUUGACCAUUUUAAUUGAAAACAAACGAAAAAAUAGCAAAGUGUAAUAUCUCAAGCAAGAAUUUUGCUAGGACUGUCGGAGUGGUGAGGGGGAAACUAGCUGUUAUUGGCAGAGAGAUUUCGAACUCUCUUAUUGGUCUAUUAACUAAUUAACCGCCGGGUGACGUCACCAGGCAGGCCAAAACUCCAUCCCACCAAAACAGACUGAAAUUUCAGACGGUCUUUUCAAGCAGCUCUUCAACUAAAACGGCAUUAUGAAUUUCACAGUAUUAUUCCAACAUCAUAGCGUGGAAAUAUAUCAAACACAGGAAAAUUUUUGACUGCCUGGGGCUUUUAAAAUACGUUUAAAAGUGAUGAAUGUAAUAUUGUGUGGGCAAAAUGUUCUGUUGAAUUCUGUGUAAUUGUGAAUUUAAAGAGCCGUUUGUUUUGAUUUUAAAAUUCAUUUGAUCUGAAUUGAUAUGGAAAAACGUUGAUUUACCCCUAAAAAACCCUGAAAGGUUGAAUAAAUGGACUUACACAUAGGACCUACAGUAUAACGAACGGAGUUCUAUGUUCAGAUUAAGAGGAUGUUUCAGUAUGUAGAUCAGGGACGGGCAACUCAAGGAUGGCCAAUAUACAGCACCAGUCAAAAGGUUGGACACCGACUCAUUCCAGGGUUUUGAUUUAUUUGUACUAUUUUCUACAUUGUAGAAUAAUAGUGAAGACAUCAAAACGAUUAAAUACUCCCUAUUAAUGUAGAAUGUCCUCUGGGUCUAAUAGACCUAUUAAGGAUUAAUCGUAUAACUUUUAAAAUGUAUUCCCUUUUAAAUGUGUUGUAAACACAACCAGUCAUGUUUUCAGCUUGCCAAACAAUCACUUCCCUAAAGGUGCUCCUGUUGGCUUGCCGCGCACGUUUGUCCACUGUGCGCCGGUCGUUUGAUGAAUGGAAAGAGAUCUGUUACAAAAUAAACGAGAAGUGUAAUGACAUUCAGUGAUUGUCAAUGGCAACCAUUAGGCUUGUAGUCUGAAUUGAUGCGUCCGCUGCUGUAAGAGCGCGUCGCAGUCUGUCUCUCUGCCUUGGUAGAAAUGUUGUCGGACGCAAUUUGGAGGGAAUACUGCCCGUUUUAAUGUCAAUUCUCUCAUUUUCAUGCAGUUGACAUGCGGUAAUGUUAAUCCUUAAGAGUUUGAGUUUAAUGCGUCAAUCUCAGUAACAUAAUACAAAAAUCCCCAUCUAAACAUGUCAGUUUAAAGAUAGAGAUGGUUUGCCUGGGCUCAAUGCACCGCAUCCUCCUGUCGGGAUUCCGCAUCAGCGGGGGAAGGUGGCCGAGCUAAAGCAGUGUUUGACAGAACAUGAGACAUCCCGAAAAUCAGAGAACCGUUUGGGCAUCUCCGUUUAGCUCUACGAACCCCACAAGUGUCAUAGGACUCCUCUGAAGGUAACCAGGUACCGGUACAAAAACAAUCAAUAAAUGGAAGUAUGGAGGUAGUUUUGUUAAAUAUGUCCAAAAAACUACAAUAUUUCCUGGUCUUAUAUCUCCUAGAUAUACAGAACCAAACGUUUGGACACACCUACUCAUUCAAUGAUGUUUUAUUUUUUAAAACUGUUUUCUACAUUGUAGAAUAAUAGUGAUGUCAACUAUGAAACAACACAUGGAAUCAUGGAGUAACCAAGAAAGUGUUAAACAAAUCAAAAUAUAUUUUACAUUUGAGAUUCUUCAAAGUAGCCACCCUUUGCCUUGAUGACAGCUUUGCACACUCUUGGCAUUCUCUCAACCAGCUUCACCUGGAAUGCUUUUCCAACAUUCUUGAAGGAGUUCCCACAUAUGCUGAGCACUUGUUGGCUGCUUUUCCGUCACUCUGCGAUCCAACUCAUCCCAAACCAUCUCAAUUGGGAUGAGGUCAGGUGAUUGCGGAGGCCAGGUCAUCUGAUGCAGCACUUCAUCACUCUCCUUCAUCAAAUUGCCCUUACCCAGCCUGGAGGUGUGUUGGGUCAUUGUCCUGUUGAAAAAUCAAUGAUAGUCCCACUAAGUCCAAACCAGAUGGGAUGGCAUAUCGCUGCAGAAUUCUGUGGUAGCCAUGCUGGUUAAGUGUGCCUUAAAUAAAUCACAGACAGUGUCACCAGCAUUUCAGUUGAAUACAUUCAGUGGGACAUCUGACUAGGUAUCCCCCUUUCCCAAAGCACCCCUACACCAUCACACCACCUCCUCCUCCAUGCUUCGCGGUGGGAACCACACAUGCAGAGAUCAUCCUUUCACCUACUCUGCAUCUCACAAAGACACGGUUGGAACCAAAGAUCUCAAAUUUGGACUCAUUUGGACAGAUUUCCACCGGUCUAAUGUCCAUUGCUUAUGUUUCUUGGCCCAAACAAGUCUUCUUAUUGUGUCAUUUAGUAGUGGUUUCUUUGCAGCAAUUCAACCAUGAAGGCCUGAUUCACACAAUCUCCUCUAAAAAGUUGAUGUUGAGAUGUGUCUGUUACUUGAAUUCUGUGAAGCAUUUAUUUGGGCUGCAAUCUGAAGUGAGGUUACCUCUUUGCUUCUUGCCAUAAUGUGGACUUGGUCUUUUUACCAAAUAGGGCCAACUUCUGUAUACCACCCCUACCUUGUCACAACACAACUGAUUGGCUCAAACGCAUUAAGAAGGAAAGAAACUUCACAAAUUAACAAGGCACACCUGUUAAUUGAAAAGCAUUCCAGGUGACUACCUCAUGAAGCUGGUUGAGAGAAUGCCAAGAGUGUGCAAAGCUGCCAUCAAGGCAAAUACAUUUUGAUUUAUUUAACACUUUUUUGGUUACUGCAUGUUUGCAUAUGUGUUAUUUCAUAGUUUUGACGUCUUCACUAUUAUUCUACAAUGUAGAAAAUAGUAAAAAUAAAGAAAAGCCCUGGAAUGAGUAGGUGUGUCCAGACUGUUGACUGGUACUGUAGGACAGACACUUCAAAAACCUUGUUUCGUAUCAUUUCUUGUUUUGCCAUUGCUGAAUAUGUUAUUCAAUGUGUUUCUAUAGGUCAUUAGUAGUAAUAAUAAAUAUUAAAGGCCAAAUUCAAUAUUUGAAAUGGCUCCAUACGGAACACAGUUACUUACUCUACACAUCACAGCAGCGUGUCUGUUCUAUAUCCUAUAAUUCUAUGUUGUGUUGAUGUUCUCAGUACUCUAGUCUGAGUGAUAGAGGGGUCAGGAGACAGGGAGGAGGGGUCUGGAGACAGGGAGGAGGGGUCUGGAGACAGGGAGGAGGGGUCAGGUCUGUAGAUUAAGGAAUCAUUUCAGAUCAACUAAUUUCUGUCCUGUUGAUCCUCCGAAACACACUCUGCCUGCGUAUGUGUGUCCACUCCAGUGCUGUUGGUAGUAAAGUAUCUCAGUGUGUAUUAUAGAAGUGGUCGUAAAGCCGUCUGUAGUGCUUCAGUAUUAUAAUAACUCUGUUGGAAAUGGACCAAUCACAUGUGAUCUGACCCUGGUUGUUGUUUUUAAAGGUGUAGCACCUCAAUGUGCCCAUUACUUACAGAGGUCCUUCCAUUGUUCUCCUCUCUGAAUGUCUGACUGCUGUCAGAUCACCUCACUGAAAUAAAGCAGAAAAUUUUUCAUGA